CAUAUGCCACAUAUUAAUUGCAAAUAUUAGCUCAAUAUGUAGCACUUUAGGAUCAAUAUGCCUUAUAUCCCUAUUGGUUGUAAUUGCUCUUGCUGCACCGAUGUAACCUUAAGACAAUUUGCUUUUAUUUGUAAUUUAAUUUUUGCAUUAUUUGCUGUUGGUGUCAUCAUAUGUGGAAUAUCAUACCGGUCACACUUUGUUCAAUAUCAAGAAAUACUGCCACAAGAUGACCUUCUUUUGGCCUAUAUACCAUAUAUAGGCGUGGCAUUUGGGAUUUUAUAUGUUACGUCAUCCAUAGUUAUCCUAAUAGGAGUAGUGAGAACUAGAAACUCUAAUGGUAAUAUUUUGCUUAUUUGUGGCUGUAUAAUUGGUUGGGCUUCAUUAUUCUUAACAAGCUUACACGCUUUAUACCACCUAAUCAUAUUUGAAGUCAAAGGUAUAGGCUGCGAAAUAAGAAAAUGUUUAAUAAAAAUAUUUAGAAGUUAUCAUGAAGAUAAGAAUGCUGAGCAACUUGUCCAUCAAUUGCAACAAGACUUUUCUUGUUGUGGAAUAACGGGACCGAAAUACUGGUAUAAUGACUUUCCCGACAGCUGUUUCCCAAAGAGAAAUAUUCAGUCUGACAAUUUUAGGAUUGGCUGUAAAUAUCCUAUAUCUAAGUGGCUCAGAUAUUCUCUUGGUGUCGUGACAUUUAUUUACGUAGCAUCGCAUAUCAUGCAUAUUAUAAGUCUAAUAAGUGCGGGAUGUCUUUCAGAAAGAAUGGUCCUAAAUAGGUUAACUGACAUAUUGGAAACUGAUUUAGAAAAUGAGGAAGAUGCGGGUUACAUUUCAGAUGAUGAAGACAGUGACCCCAAGACUCGAUAAUAAUAAAAAUGCUUCCUUUACAUAUACUUUAUAUGUAAAUAUUUAUCAUAUAUAAUAUAAGCUUUUACUAUUUUUAUAAGGAAUACAAA
Messenger RNA from Anthonomus grandis grandis, 950 nucleotides. Its product is annotated as 23 kDa integral membrane protein-like. The transcript is spliced from 5 exons. Bases 58 to 861 code for a protein of 267 amino acids. Gene Ontology annotation, cellular component: membrane. The record is from RefSeq and is a predicted model, not a curated record. Lineage: Eukaryota; Metazoa; Arthropoda; Insecta; Coleoptera; Curculionidae.